Molecule: messenger RNA, 1617 nt
Organism: Sorex fumeus (smoky shrew)
Lineage: Eukaryota; Metazoa; Chordata; Mammalia; Eulipotyphla; Soricidae
Gene: ADORA1
Product: adenosine A1 receptor
Exons: 4
Coding region: 409-1548 (379 amino acids)
Biological process (GO): G protein-coupled adenosine receptor signaling pathway
Cellular component (GO): dendrite; synapse; membrane
Molecular function (GO): G protein-coupled adenosine receptor activity
Source: RefSeq, a predicted model, not a curated record
GCCGCGGGGUGGGCGCCGGGCAGGGGCGCGCGCGCGGGCUGGGGGCGGGGAGCCCGCGGCCCGGCCUGGGGGUGCAGGGAGCGCGGCCCGCGCCCCGCGUCGGUGCCGCCGGGGCCAGGUGCGAAAGUGGGUGCUACCUCUUUAAAAGCGUCCGGGGCCGAGCCCGGCCGCACCAUGUGAUUGCCUGAAAGGCCGGGCCGGGAGCGCUGCGGCGGGAGCCCGGGGACCAUGAGCCGCGCGCUGCCCGGAGCCCAGCCCUGCCCGGCGCGGCCGCGCAGCCCAGGGCGCCGCCAGGUGCCCCGAACUCCGGGCCCCGCCUCUGGGACCCUCUGGCGGCCAGCAGGCAGCACGGUGCCUGCCUCGUGCCCCUCGGUGCCCGCCUGCUGAUGUGCCCAGCCCGUGCCCGCCAUGCCGCCCUCCAUUUCGGCCUUCCAGGCCGCCUACAUCGGCAUCGAGGUGCUCAUCGCCCUGGUCUCGGUGCCCGGGAACGUGCUGGUGAUCUGGGCGGUGAAGGUGAACCAGGCGCUGCGGGAUGCCACCUUCUGCUUCAUCGUGUCGCUGGCGGUGGCUGACGUGGCUGUGGGCGCUCUGGUCAUCCCGCUGGCCAUCCUCAUCAACGUCGGGCCCCAGACAUACUUCCACACCUGUCUCAUGUUCGCCUGCCCGGUCCUCAUCCUUACCCAGAGCUCCAUCCUGGCCCUGCUGGCCAUUGCCGUGGACCGCUACCUCCGGGUCAAGAUCCCGCUCAGGUACAAGACCGUGGUGACUCCGCGGCGGGCGGCCGUGGCCAUCGCGGGCUGCUGGAUCCUGUCCUUCAUGGUGGGCCUGACGCCCAUGUUCGGCUGGAACAACCUGCGGGAGGUGGAGCGGGCCUGGGCGGCCAACGGCAGCCAGGGCGAGCCGGUGAUCAAGUGCGAGUUCGAGAAGGUCAUCAGCAUGGAGUACAUGGUCUACUUCAACUUCUUCGUCUGGGUGCUGCCCCCGCUGCUGCUCAUGGUCCUCAUCUACCUGGAGGUCUUCUACCUGAUCCGCAAGCAGCUGAGCAAGAAGCUGGCUGCCCCUGCACAUCCUGAACUGCAUCACCCUCUUCUGCCCGACCUGCCACAAGCCCCCCACCCUCAUCUACAUCGCCAUCUUCCUCACGCACGGCAACUCCGCCAUGAACCCCAUCGUCUACGCCUUCCGCAUCCAGAAGUUCCGGGUCACCUUCCUGAAGAUCUGGAACGACCACUUCCGCUGCCGGCCCGCCCCGCCCGUGGACGAGGACCCCGAGGAGAGGCCGGACGACUAGCCCCCACCUCCCUGCCCCAGCCGCCCGCAUGCGGGCCUCUCGGCCCCGUCCACCCGUCCCCCCUGUCCGGCCGCUGCCCCCUCCCCGAGUCUCCCUGGCCGGGCGGCGGGCACCUGCCCACUUUGGUCCUGGCAGUGGGUCGUCCGUGGGGAAGGAGCGUGGUCACUGGAGGAAGGAGCCCGUGGCCGGGGCCCCUCCUCCACCUGUCCGAGCGCCCAGAACCAGGCUGUCGAGGGCCCUGGGGACUGGCAGGAUGAGCCCAGGCCUCGCCGUGGUUCGGUGGUGACCGGUGAGAGGUGGACACGCAGCCCCAGGACAGGGGCCCC